AUAUAAAGAUUUGCAUUUCAGGGUAAGACUCCAUACGAUCUGGCAGCAGCAGGAGAAUUCGGGCCGAAUAAAGAAGUGAUGGAAUACUUACAGACUGUCAUGUCAGAGAAAUCUUCAGGCGUGACUGCUGGACUAGUGAUAGAAGAUGCAGUUCCAAUUGAAAUAAAAUUAAUGACUGAAAAAAGAUCUGUCGAAUUGUACCUUACAUUACUUGAGUCAGGCUCUGAGAAAAAGAGAGACAUACGUUUAGUUGUAGUUGGAAAGAAAGGGGCAGGAAAAACUUCAUUGAUUAAAAGAUUGUUUGGUGAAGAUAAUACAGAUGUUACCAGUACGAAUGGAAUAGAAAUUCACAAAAUAAAAUGCAAAGCAAAAUCUAAUGAUGGAAUAUGGAAUAAACUAGAUGGAAACUAUGAAGAAACUGAAACUCAUGCAAGACUAUUGAAGGAAUACGAGGAAAAACUUCAGAACAAAGGAACAAUAGAUGAACCAGUAGAAUCUUACAUUGCUAUUAAGGACAAGACACCAGAAACAAGUUUUGAUGAAUCAAAGAAGUCAGGGACAGUAUAUAAGCAGCCUAAAAUAAUAAAAUCUCUAGUAACCACUGAAUCUCAAGUUGAACCUCCGGUAAACACUGAAUCUCAAGCUGAACCUCCAGUUGCCAUUGAAUCUCAAGUUGAACCUCCAGUAACCUCGCAGCAACGAAACCAAUCAUUAGAACAUGCAACAAGGGAUAUUGAAACUAUGCUUAAAUUUAAUGUUGAUUUACAUGACAAAGAGGAGUAUGCCACAUUAUUGUUAUGGGAUUUUGCAGGAGAUGAAGAAUUUUACCACACACAUCAAACUUUUUUAUCACCAGAUGCAAUUUAUAUUGUUGUUACAAAACUGAAUGAGGCUGACGACAAAAAAGCAAAAGAUUUAUUCCAAUUGUGGAUGGAUUCAAUACAUUGUUACAGUAGACUGGAAGAGGACAUAAAUAAAUCUGAUUCCAGCAAGAGAACAUCAUAUGAUCUUAAUCCACCUGUAAUUAUUGUUGGCACUUGGAAAGAUGCCUUGGUCUGUGAUGUAGAAGAGAUUGAUGAUGCAUGCAGAGAAAAUAUUUUAAAGUAUACAGAGAAUAUAUCAGAAGAUGAACUAGGACAUAUAAGGCAAGAAUACUUCAUUUCCAACACAGAAAAUGAUCCCAGUGUAUUCCAGCAAAUACGAGAAAACAUCCUUAACUUAGCCAGAAAAAUGAAAACAUGGAACAAAGCAUAUCCUUUAAAAUUUAUUCAGCUGGAAAAACAACUUCAAGAAAAGAAGAAGGUGUUACCUAUAAUCUCCUUUCAGGAAAUUCAGAAAAUUGCUUUUGAUUCGCCUCAGCCACUUAAUGAUGAAGAACUCAGAUUGUUCCUGGAAUUUCACCAUGAGAUCAGAGCUUUAGUUCAUUUCAAAGAUCUUCCCUCUUACAUUAUUUUAGACACACAGUGGUUGUCAAAUGCUUUUAGAUGUAUAGUAACUGCAAAGAAAUUUCGAGACAUUAGUAUCAGAAAUAUAAAAAAAUGGGAUGUAUUGUACAGUAGAGGCAAAUUAUAUAGUGAGGUUUUAGACGAUGUAUUCAGAAAGGAAAACAAUUUUUCAAAACACAAGGGUCAUAUUCUGAAUGUCAUGGAGAAAUUUGAUAUCAUUAUACGUCCGAUCAUAUCAGAUAGAGAUGGUGCUGAUCAAACACUUUGCUACUAUGUACCUUGUAUGAUUAAAUCAGAACCUGAGUAUGACAUAUACGAAAUGUUUAAUGUGACAGAAAACACAUGUACUAAGUCUACCUGGUUAUGUUAUAAGUUUAGGUUUCUACCACCUCAUUUAAUGAAUCAUUUAAUUGCUUCUCUGUGCAGGAAAUAUAAAAUUGCAGAAUUUAUAACUAAGGAACAGAAAAGACAGGUUGCUCUUUUCAGAGGCUCAGCUGUCUUUGAGUUACAGAAAAUGACAAAAUUAUCAAAAUUACACGUGAUGAAAUGUCCGAAUUUGAUCCAAAUUCAGGUUUGGCAAUUUGGUAAAGGACAUGAAGGAGUUUUGUACAAAUGCAUUGACGACUUUGUGACAGAGGAAAUUGUGAAGAUAUUAAGCACAAGAUGUAAGAUGUCUAAUGUGAAUUUUGAGAAAAAGUGGGAAUGUGGCCAUACAAAACCAGCGCUUGUUACAGGAUCAAAUGACUUUAGUGAAGAACAGAUUACAGAAUAUUACUGUGAGACAUGUACAUGCACCCAUAUAUACAUUGGUGAAUGGCAAGAUCUGCAAAAACUGUCCCAGAGUUGUGAAAAUGAUCCAGGAUUGAAUCCUACCACAGAAAGCAUCAGUCAAGUCCAAACUACAUCCUCUAAGGUAACAAGCAAAAGUUAUCAUUUUGUCGAUGUUUUUAUUUUACAGAUGAUAACCAUAAAUGUAUGUGUCCGUAUCAAAGCUGGUAAGAAAGUGUUUGUCCAUGAAGCGGUACCAGGGACAGCCAGUUCGGCUAGGUUUACCGUAGAGCAGAUCAAUUUCACUAAAAUGGGAAUAAUCGUGUUGAAUAUUCUGGCUGAUGCUUCAUAUGACUUAUUAAAACCAGACAAACCAAAUCUACGUCCAAGGAGCGAUUGUGAUAUAACACUCUUGUACAGCGAGCACAGGAAACUAAAUAAACACAUUCCUAGUAAUUCAUGGGGCGGGACAUGGCAAACUUUUCAGAAUACAGACUUAGCUAUUGGAGAUGAUAUUGAGCGCAUAAGACUGACAAGAAACGAAUUACAACACUCUAGAAUAUUUCAUCUGGAUGAUACACGUUUUAAUGAAUUAUGUAACAUAUUAAGCGACCUUUUAAAACGGUUUGAUCAACAUAACAAACCAGCUAGGCUGUAUACAGAUCAAUUAAAUGAGAUUUUGGCAAAAUCAGUUUCUGCAGAGGAAGUGAAAUUAAUUGAAAAUGAAAUAUUAGGAAUGGCUAUUGAAGUUGAAAUUGAACACCAAGUUAAUGUUCCAGCACAAUAGAGAAAUAACCUUAUCCGCACAUGUUUUCUAAUAAACAGUUAUUUAUGCACUUUUCGAAAAGUACACAUACUACCAUAGCAACAGAUUUGCCAAAAACCUAUCCUUUAUGUAUAGAAAGGAUCAUCUUUAGUAGAGAUGUAAUGCUGCUGAUUAUUCAUAGAAUUCCAGACAGUAAAGGGCAAGAUGAAAAAGUGGACA
Molecule: messenger RNA, 3198 nt
Organism: Mytilus trossulus (common blue mussel)
Lineage: Eukaryota; Metazoa; Mollusca; Bivalvia; Mytilida; Mytilidae
Exons: 10
Coding region: 79-3000 (973 amino acids)
Source: RefSeq, a predicted model, not a curated record